AUAUUCUGCAAGCUCUUGAUAAAAAAACUUUUCUCUCUAAUAUUUGAUCAGGACAUAACUAUACGAUCAUUCAUUUAAAUUGUCCUACAUAUCAUUUCCUCAUAUGAACAAAUUAAAUGAAACUGAAAUUGGUUUAUCUUCUAUGCUUGUAAAGGAGCUUCGUAUAGAUUUAAUACAGCGAACAACAUAUGCCUUGAGAAACAGCACAAGGUUUUAGGUACACAUUCACAGUUGUUUCUAAUAGCUUGUACAACUAGUUAGCAAUAUCGCCACCGACCUUUAGGUGCGUAUAAUCAUUGAAUAUGAUUGGCUUUUCUAUCAAUAAACAAUGUAUUCUUAUUGGUUAACGACACUUUUCACAAAUCGCAUGGAGAUAUAAAAGGAAACUCACGAAUUUUUAAUUCCAAUCGGGUACUUGUCUAUAAGAUUUCGGAAAUAAUUGUAUCAGAAAUUAUUUAAAAAAUAUUAUUAAAACAUUAGAAAUGCUGUUUUAGACAAUUAGGAUUUUUUUUAUAUCUAAGCUACAUUAUGGCAAAUUUGCUUCUGUACAUAAUAAAUAUUGCGGUGCUAUUUUCUGAAGCGGAUGGACAGUUGAAUACAGAGAGAAUACAUACACUGAAACGGUCUUCAAGUCCUUUAAGCGAGUCAAGACUUGUGGGCAUGCUAAGUCCUGAAGGCGUGCCAAGACGUGUAAUAGUGCCAAGACGUGUAGAUGUGCCAAGACCUGCAGGCGUGCCAAAACCGCAAAUCGGCGGAGGUUUCCCUGACAUCAGAUCAAUAACAAGUCGUUUAGGCCUAUCUUUGUCAACGCCUUACACUGCAAGAACGUUUGUAUUUCUGACGGCCAAUCAAUUGAAGAAGUUGCCAACUCGUGAUCAGAAUGGCACUAGAAUAACAACGUCCGAAUUCGACAUGAAAAUUUACAAACUGGGUGAUGAAACUGCAUUUAUGCUAGGAUUAAUACUACCUAAAGGCCAAACUGAAUAUAUGCCAUCUGUUACAAAAAGAAUCGUGAAUGACAAAAAGAUGCUUUCUGAUCACAAAACAAAACGUGUAUUUCCAUUCGAAGUUGCGGUACUAGUUAGUAAACCAACGGGUCCAAUUAGAAACACUGUCGUACCGCUAUCAGCCGACAUGACCGUCCUUGAUGCCUUCGUAUCAGCCACAAGAAUGUACAUGGACAAGACCACAACAGAAGUCGAAAACAUACCUUUCAACAUAAUGCUUGAUUGGAAUACGAAAUUGCAGUGCUACGUCACUAUCAAAGCUAGCGGCAUCAGAAACAGACGCAGAAAAGCUUGGCACUUCAUAGUUAAAGACUUCACACAUGGGAUUGUAUAUAGAGAUCGCUGUCUUCCUGGAGACAAUGUUGUACUUAGGCCUGGAAGUAUUGUUCAGCUUGCAUUUGAACAAAAGAGACGCCGACCGAAAUAGAAAAAAUUACAUACUGUUUAUCAGUUGCUAGUCAGUUAAUUUGUGAAGUGAUCUAAAUGCCAUUGCUCCAUGUUAUUCAGUUAAUUUGUGAAGUGAUCCAUAUGCCAUUGCUCCAUGUUAUUCAGUUAAUUUGUGAAGUGAUCCAUAUGACAUUGCUCCAUGUUAUUCAGUUAAUUUGUGAAGUGAUCCAUAUGACAUUGCUCCAUGUUAUUAAGUUAGUUUGUGAAGUGAUCCAUAUGACAUUGCUCCAUGUUAUUCAGUUAAUUUGUGAAGUGAUCUAAAUGCCAUAGCUCCAUUUUAUUCAGUUAAUUUGUGAAGUGAUCCAUAUGCCAUUGCUCCAUGUUAUUCAGUUAAUUUGUGAAGUGGUCCAAAUGCCAUUGCUCCAUGCUAUUCAGUUAAUUUGUGAAGUGGUCCAAAUGCAAUUGCUCCAUGCUAUUCAGUUAAUUUGUGAAGUGGUCCAAAUGCCAUUGCUCCAUGUUAAUCUUGAUCCAAAUGCCAUUGCUCCAUGUUAUUCAGUUAAUUUGUGAAGUGAUCCAAAUGCAAUUGCUCCAUGCUAUUCAGUUAAUUUGUGAAGUGGUCCAAAUGCCAUUGCUCCAUGUUAUUAAGUUAAUUUGUGAAGUGAUCCAAAUGCCAUUGCUCCAUGUUAUUAAGUUAAUUUGUGAAGUGAUCCAAAUGCAACUGCUCCAUGCUAUUCAGUUAAUUUGUGAAGUGGUCCAAAUGCAAUUGCUCCAUGCUAUUCAGUUAAUUUGUGAAGUGGUCCAAAUGCCUUUGCUCCAUGUUAAUCUUGAUCCAAAUGCCAUUGCUCCAUGCUAUUCAGUUAAUUUGUGAAGUGAUCCAUAUGACAUUGCUCCAUGUUAUUCAGUUAAUUUGUGAAGUGGUCCAAAUGCCAUUGCCCCAUGUUAUUAAGUUAAUUUGUGAAGUGAUCCAUAUGACAUUGCUCCAUGUUAUUCAGUUAAUUUGUGAAGUGAUCCAUAUGACAUUGCUCCAUGUUAUUAAGUUAAUUUGUGAAGUGAUCCAUAUGACAUUGCUCCAUGUUAUUAAGUUAAUUUGUGAAGUGAUCCAUAUGACAUUGCUCCAUGUUAUUAAGUUAAUUUGUGAAGUGAUCCAUAUGACAUUGCUCCAUGUUAUUCAGUUAAUUUGUGAAGUGAUCCAUAUGACAUUGCUCCAUGUUAUUCAGUUAAUUUGUGAAGUGAUCCAAAUGCCAUAGCUCCAUGUUAUUCAGUUAAUUUGUGAAGUGAUCCAAAUGCCAUAGCUCCAUGUUAUUCAGUUAAUUUGUGAAGUGAUCCAAAGGCCAUUGCUCCAUUUUAUUCAGUUAAUUUGUGAAGUGAUCCAAAUGCCAUUGCUCCAUUUUAUUCAGUUAAUUUGUGAAGUGGUCCAUAUGCCAUUGCUCCAUGUUAUUCAGUUAAUUUGUGAAGUGGUCCAAAUGCCAUUGCUCCAUGUUAUUCAGUUAAUUUGUGAAGUGGUCCAAAUGCAAUUGCUCCAUGUUAUUCAGUUAAUUUGUGAAGUGGUCCAAAUGUUUUUGCUCCAUGUUAGUCAUGAUCCAAAUGCCAUUGCUCCAUGUUAUUCAGUUAAUUUGUGAAGUGAUUCAAAAUGCAAUUGCUCAAUAUUUAUGUAGUGUUUACAUCUCAGAUAUUUUAAUUGGCAAUGAAUGGCAUUAAAUAA
Molecule: messenger RNA, 3096 nt
Organism: Mercenaria mercenaria
Lineage: Eukaryota; Metazoa; Mollusca; Bivalvia; Venerida; Veneridae
Exons: 4
Coding region: 529-1434 (301 amino acids)
Source: RefSeq, a predicted model, not a curated record